This is a messenger RNA of Phytomonas sp. Hart1, 2505 nucleotides long. Lineage: Eukaryota; Euglenozoa; Kinetoplastea; Trypanosomatida; Trypanosomatidae. The record is from the annotation of a GenBank genome assembly.
UACACUUACCGAUUAUAUUAUUUUCGAUGUCGAAAUCAUGGUGUCAGCGGUCAGAAACUUUUCCGCCUGGCUUUUAGUUUAAAUCCUUUUUUUAAACUUUCUUUUAAUAUAUUUACUGUUUCUAAUGUUGUAACUGGAAGCACACUGUUUAUAAUGUUGGUGGGGUGGGUCCUUCUUCGCCGUGGGUUAUGUUUUAAUGUGGUUCAGAGUAAAAUUUCAUCCAUUAACACCAUCCGCAUCGCAGAAUCGUCUUGAGUUUCAGGAGAGGUACCGAUGGCGCAAUUAUCAAUAGGACUUCCCUAAGUAUAAUACUACCCCCCAUUUUUUCUUUUAUUUGUUUCAUUUGGUGACUUUUUCAUCCAUGAAGUUCUUUUCACAGACACAUCCACCGUAAUUCAAUCAAUCGUCGGUAGGAUCGCUCGAUUGGUAGGAAGCGAUAGGCAAGAGGACCCAUCAAGCGAUCGCUAUCUCCAUCUAUUGAUCGUUAUCCUCAUUAACUGUUACUUCCAUUGUUUAUUAUCACCAUUGACUGUUAAUUCCAUUGUUUGUUAUCCCCAUUAGCUGUUAUUCUCAUUGACUGUUACUUCCAUUGUUUGUUAUCCCCAUUGACUGUUAUUCCCAUUACUAGCGUGUGUAGGACUGACAGACCGACCCAUACAUUGUGACAUGCGCAUCAAAAAGAAGGAUCUCCGCAAGGGUCUUGCUCAGCUCCCGAUAAACUACCCCGACCCUGCCCUCCAGCCUGGGGCUGAACCUGCCGAAGGUGGCCCGGCCGUCGAGCGGAUUUGUCGCCGACUCGCCCACGGCGAGGCGGCCGUCCGCUCUGGCGCGCUGGCGGAGCUUCCGGCAGAGCUCGCUGAGCUCGCGGAAAAAGGGGAUAAAAUAGAAAAAACGGAGAAAUCUGAAGAAGCUGCCGCCCUUUCUUGCCAUCGCCUUCUCCACAACAUCCCGCGCGCGCUCGACGACUUUCGCGCACGUGCGGCGGCGGCCGCACGCUCCGGGCGCGAUCCCCUCUUCCCCCCUACGAGAGACACGGAGUACCGGACAAUAAUGACGUCGUGGUGUGAAGUUGAGUUGGACUUUUUAAAGCUUAGCCGGGGGGUUUUCUUUUGCUUAUGGCAUUCUGAUAAGCCCCUGGUGCAGCUGGAGUGUGCGCGGCGGAUUGCGCAGCUACUCCACACCAUUCGUUCUCUGCGCUGUAAAAAUCUAUUCUACGGCGCUAUUUUUCGCGUUUUAUCGAGGGAGUGGCCGACGAUUGAUCGCUAUCGCAUGGAUAAGUACUUGGCUCUGGUACGUAUGCUUAUCUUUGAAUGGAUCAGCCUCUUGAAGAAUUUAGAAGAAAGCGAAGAAGAGAAAGAUGAGGAAGUUGGUGGUAGUCUAGACGAAACUUCGCAUGUUUCAAAAGUAGAAAAGAUGGUUUUAACAGAAACACCCAUGAUAAAAGAAACAUCCAAAGCCACUGCCUCAAAACCUGCAAAGAGGGAGCGGAAUGACGAAGGGAAUAAAAACACUUUUAGAAAGAAGAAUCAAUCCGUGGAGUCGGUUGGUAAAACCGCUCCACUCACAGCGAUUGGGAUUCCAUUUCAAUACUUAGAGCGUUUCUACUCCAAUAGACGAGUACUCACGCAGGCCCUUCUGGAGUUUUUCUACAUUUUCCAGGAGCAAAUCUUUCCAAAAAGCACCAGCACAGGGCUGACAAUGCAUAUCUGUGAUAUAGCCUUUGAUGAGUUAUCAAGAGCUUCUUUAUCACAGGAACUCUUUAUUACGCUAUCCGCAGGGAUUCCAUUGUACGCUAUGAGCCAAGGUAAUUUUAUUGAGAAGCGCGUUUUGGAUAACUUCUUUCCCCCUUUGGCGGGAGGUGUAUACACGAAACAACGGGAGGAACAACUAUUUGAGAAGAAAAAACAAUUCGUCAAGGCUAGCCACAAAUCUAGCGCCAAGAAAAAAAUAAAUGCGAAAGAAAUCACGAGAAAGCGGGGGGCUGUGGCUGAGGAUGAAUGGCGUCAGGAAGCGAGAAAGAUUUCAGAGGAGGAUACGAAGGUUGUUUUGUCCGAAAUGGCGAAGUGUUGCCAACUUUAUGCGACCUCCAGGGGUACGACUUACGCCGUUCGCACGAUGUUCUCCGAAGCGGACCUGGUUCUUCGUCAGGCUGCCGAUCCUGAUUCCUACCAAAGCCUUUCCCCUUUCGCGCAGCGUCGUCGUUUGGAAAAGGAAAUUGACGAGGUGAACGAAACGCGAGGGAUGGUGAAGACGGAGCGCACAGCUGUUCAUCAACUGAAGAAAAAGGAAAAGAAACAAGCCCUUCUCACAAAGGCUAAGUUGGUGAAGAGGAAGACCACAGGGGGUGACCGCAAGGGGAAAGAGGGUGGGCCUGAAAACGAUAUCUUGGAGGAAGGAUUGAAAAAGAAAAAGAAGGUGUUGCGUAACACAAAGCGGAAGAAGAAUUACCAACUGACCAAAGAUGAUCUUUACGGCGACCACGAUGACGAUAACACGCGUGAGUAA